Messenger RNA from Fonsecaea nubica, 909 nucleotides. RefSeq lists its product as hypothetical. Bases 1 to 909 code for a protein of 302 amino acids. Gene Ontology annotation, molecular function: protein binding. The record is from RefSeq and is a predicted model, not a curated record. The transcript has 2 exons. NCBI's taxonomy places the organism in Eukaryota, Fungi, Ascomycota, Eurotiomycetes, Chaetothyriales, Herpotrichiellaceae.
AUGCCACCUGCACGGGGACGAAAUGUCGAUGAUUCGAGAUCCGAGACCUCAAGCACCAUUACGAAUCUGAAAGACAGGUCCGCUCUAGGACCAACCAGUGGCUCAGGCGUUUCAAAGGGAAAGCGAUUUGCCUCAGGACUCAACGUCCCCAACGCCGGGAGCAAAGCCGCGGUGAAUGGAAACGGCACCACUGCUGCCCCUGCUUCAGCCGUACCAGCGGAAGGGGACAAAGACCCAAACCUCCCUCGGACUGAAUGGAAAACAAUGUCCGUGCCCAUUCUCCGCUCCUACCGCAUUGCCCACCGUCUCCAUGUCCCCGCGGCGUUUCACUACCCCCAUGCCGAUAUCACCUAUCAAUCGUGCGAGGCUGCGCUGCGCGCUCCAUCAGCGGUUCAGUACAGACGAAAACAGCACGACCAACAACUUCAGCGACGAAAACAACGCCUGUCGCAGCAAACAAACGGUAGCGGCAAAGACAAUAAAUCCAAGGAGAGAGACAAAGAAAAGGGCAAAUCAAAAGAGAUGGGCAACACAGACAAACGCUCAAGUACAACUCACUCCAUGACACAACCGGGUGACCAUCCUGAAGUCACCCCAAGUCAAAGCCAAGGCCAUCGCACCACCCUAUCUCCGUCGUCCCCUUCCUCCACCACGACGAACCUCGGUCCUCGUGAGCCACCCUCGCAUCUCGCCAGCGCUGUGCGCAAACAUUUCAACGCGCAACAACUAAGCGAGGCCGAUACGAUAGCCCGCUUUAUCUACGUCGUGCAGCAGAACGGAAGGCAAGUGAGGACAGAAGGAUCUGAAGGCGACGGGUCGGGGUAUUGGAUGGGUAGUCAAGGAAGGGCCGCGAGACGAAAUGACGUCCCAGGUGGAGAUGUCGGGUUCCGACUCAGGUUCAGACCAUAA